Messenger RNA from Eutrema salsugineum, 1665 nucleotides. Its product is annotated as COP1-interactive protein 1. Lineage: Eukaryota; Viridiplantae; Streptophyta; Magnoliopsida; Brassicales; Brassicaceae. The coding region runs from base 130 to 1608 and encodes 492 amino acids. The transcript has 4 exons. The record is from RefSeq and is a predicted model, not a curated record.
CUUCAGCCGCCGGACGGAGAAAUAAAUUUUCUCGAUCCGGUUUUUUCUGAGCUUCCUUUUAGCUUUCGCUGCUUCUCUUAAUUUCUGUGAUUAAAUCUCCUGCAAAUUUUUUAACCUAAAUUACCAAAAAUGUUGCAAUCGGAGGAGACGAAAGCAGAGAUGGAGAAGAAGGUUUCUACACUUGUAAAAUAUAUCCAAAACAAAAACAAGAUUUCAAAGGAUACAAAGAAGGAGCUUGUUGGGAUGGUGAACGAUCUUCACGAGCAUUGUCACUUGCUUUACCCUGCGUUUAAUGAUUUAGGGGCUGCUUCUGGUGGAAGAAAAGGAAAACCGGUUACUGCUUCUUCAUCGAGGUCUAGUUCGGAUUUGGAUUACUAUUCUUCAGAGGAGGUAGAGAUCAGUAGUGCCGGUGGUGAAACAUUGAGCAGCUCGGUUUACUUGCUUACAAAGCUACAUGAGGCAGAGUUAACACACGGAUAUUUGAAGAGGCAGGUCAGCAAUCUCAAACAGGAAACUGAGUUCUUACGCGACCAGAACAUGGAGUUGGCUGGAGAUAUCCGAGGCAAGAGAAACGAGGACAGGGAACAUUUCAAGGGCAUGAUGAUCACAAAAGGUGAAGCUGCAUUGUUGCGUGACCAGAAAAAGGAGUUAGAAUCUCAGCUGGAGAAGAAAACCAAUGAAGUUUCGGAGACGCGGAUGCGACUGAAGCGUGUGGAGAGUGAAACUGAGGAACGGGCUAAGGCCGAGAUGAAGAUUGCUGAGGAAAAUGAAGCUUUGAGGAACAAAGUUUAUGAUCAGCAGAAGCUAAUCAAGGAACAAGAAGGUAUCAUUCACCGGUUAUCAGUGGAGAUCAAGGAUCAUCAGAAACUUCUUAAGGAACAGAGAGACUCCAUGGACAAGUUCUCAGAGGAACAGAAGCUAAUGAAACGUUGGUCAUUCGGUUCCAAGUUGAAUACCAAUCUUCUCGGGAAGAAAAUGGAAGAGUUAGCUGAAGAUUUUCGGAUGAAAAUGGAAGAUCAUCUCCGGAUACUGUACAGGAGGAUCCAUGUAGCCGAACAAAUACACAUAGAGAGCAAGAACAACUAUAUCAAUACACAAAGCAGAGGAAACAGGGGAGAUCUCACUGUCUCUGAAACCCAAUUCAAGAAAAUCAAAGAAAUGGUGGAACAAGGUCUUGCUGGACCGGAGAUGGCAAUUAAGAAGCUGGAACAAGGCGAGGAACUAACGACCCGAGUCACCAGAUUAGCUAAAGAGAUCGAUUCAGCGAGAAAGUGGGUGCAGGAGAAGAAGAGCAAUAUGAAGCAUGAGGUGGAAACUCUGGAAGCGAAGCUUGAAUGCAGAGAAGCACAAGAGACUCUGCUUAAGGAGAAGCUAUCAAAACUAGAAGCGAAGCUAGCAGAGGAAGGAACAGGGAAGCUGAGUCUAGCAAAGGCUAUGAGAAGAAUCAAAAAUCUUGAGAUUAAUGUCAAGGAGAGAGAUUUCGAGUUGUUGAGCUUAGGGGAAGAGAAGAGAGAAGCCAUAAGACAACUCUGUGUUUUGGUGGAUUAUCAACGUUGUCGAUAUGAUGAUCUCAAAGCUUCCAUUUUUAAGGUUGCUCUUCAAGCUUAAACUUCACUUCUUCUCCUUUUUUUUCUUCUCCUUCUUCUUCUUCUUCUUCUUCUUCUU